This is a messenger RNA of Ceraceosorus bombacis, 862 nucleotides long. The record is from the annotation of a GenBank genome assembly. Lineage: Eukaryota; Fungi; Basidiomycota; Exobasidiomycetes; Ceraceosorales; Ceraceosoraceae.
AUGUCGUCCCUGCUCAUCUUUGCAGUCAUCAUCCUGCUUCUUCACCUCCCCUUUGCACUUGUCCUGGUGCUCCAGCAGCGGCGCACUGUCCAGGAGCCGUGAGUUGUGCGCGCCCCUUGCCAGCAGAAUCAAAUCUGAUCAUCAAUUCUGACUUUCCCUGCAGACCACCAGCCAACCCUGUGCCUGUGCCCCGGCCUAUGCGCAUGCUGGCGCUGAGGCCGCCAACACGCAAAACCAGAGAGACACCAUUGUGAGUUGUACCCAGCCUGUCAUCCAGUGCACACCCACUCACGCAUUUUCAUUCUCCCUGCAGACCACAAGCCGACCCCCACCCCGUGCCCGAGCCGGCGGAAAUUCCCGCUGCAAAAGAAGUGUCGUGAGUUGUGCCAUCACGAGCACAUCUAAUGUGAUCCUUGCAAAUUUAUCUGGCAUUUCUGUUCUCCCCUGCAGUGCAAAAAAGUCCCCGGCGGCAAAGCCAAGAGCAAGAGUGAGUGAUCUGCGCGCAACAGGAUUCGCUGCGCUGGUGCUCAAUGUAGUGCACAUCCAUCAGAAAAAAAAGGAACCAGCUGCCAAGGCCUGCUCCACGACGCCGACGCAAGACAAAAAUGGCUGGUUCAGCGGGGAUGAAACGUGGGUGUUGUGCCUUGCGUGCGUGCUUGCAAACCUCUUGCUGAAUGGGGUUGCAUGUUCCUACAGUCCCCCUCCAACAGGAAAGGCUGACUCCGGAGUUACACCAAAAGCAAAAAGAAAAUAUACCAGAAAAAAGUGAAACCCAACUCUGGUGCGUCUUUGUUACCAGGCCGUCUGCAUUGCAUCUCCCUGCUGACUCGCUGCAAUUGUGAUUUCAGACACUCAACAGUAG